UAGGUAACUUAAAUUUGAAGCAAUUGUCAAGGGGAAGUUGAACUGGAGGUUUUCAAUCCUCUUUUUGGUAUAUUUCUUUCCCAUUUCCAAGUAAGAUACGGAUAAGAUUAGUUGCAAGCGAAGGAAAGCGGCGAAUUUUAGCUGCUUUAUGAAAUUCAGUAGGUGAAUUUACUAUUGUGAUGGGAUUCAUAAAAGUAGAGGGUGGAAGUGGAGGUGGAGGCAUCAUGUCCUCGUGUUAUAGGGACAAGGAGAUAAGUGGGCACGUGAAAUGUCAACACCAAACAGUAAUAUGUCGAGGGAUUUGCGGAGUUACUGAAUUUUCCGUCUGUCGGUGAUUGAUGAUUGAUAGUGGUGUAUGCCUGUGUGGUCGGCGUUCACGAUCAGGACGGUAAAGUUAGUGUUCCUUCUAUCUGGUAAUUGUAUACUUAAACGUAAGCUUUAAUUCGUAAGGCAAAUCUUCAUUAAGCAUUCCCAAAAAAUAAUUGACAUAAAUCAAUUCCAAAUAUAAUCCUAUAAUUUGGUUCUAUUUAUAAUUUUUUUUUUUUUUUUUUUUUACAUAUAACUUGUGAGGAAAAGAGAAGAGGUCAUGAUUCGAUCUUCUUAAGAGUUUCUUAACCAUUAGAUGAUCAAGAAGGUGAGGAGAAGUAGCCUGUAAUUAAGUGAUCGUAACAAACUGUUCCAACAAAAUGCCACGCCCACGGUCUUUCAACGCCACCAGAUUCUUUGCCGUAAACCCACGAGCCACCACCCUCCACUACCUCAGCUUGAAGUUUGUUGCAUUCCAAAAGUAAUAAACAAGAGAAAAAUAUUAUUUUUCCUUGAACUUAUCUCUGAAAUCCACGCCAAAACCUGCCCCGAGCUUUAACUCAAUAAACAAAAUAGAAGAAGAGAUAUUCAGGGAUUCCAAUUUCGCACCUUUGGUUUCCCACUCACAACAAUGACAGAGACGCCGUUCUCAAGACUCCCCGACGACGUCGUUCUAAACAUCUUCUCCAAGCUCGAAGACAACCCCAAAUGUUGGGCUUGUCUCGCUUGCGUCUGCACCAAAUUCUCCUCUCUAAUUCGCAACACCUGCUUGAAACAAAAAUGCUCCAAAACCAUAUCCGCCGUUUGCGCCGAUCUCCUCGCCUCAUCGUCCGCCCCACCCGGCGGCUGGGCCUCCCUCUACAAGAUCUCUGUCUGUUGCCCGGGCCUGCUCCACGCAGGCGUCCUUCUAGAGCACUCCGAUUUCGGCCUCGAACGCGAGCUAGGCCCCGACGAGAAUUAUCUCAAGCCAGCUAAUUCCCAAGCCUCAAAGCCGUCCACCGAGCCGUGUUCCAGCAAAGUGGCAGGGAAUCCCAAUCCGAAUCUGGAAGUGGACGUUCCCGGGUCUGAUUGUUCCUGGUCACUUUUCGAUGAUCUCUAUUACGACACCGUCUAUGACGCGUCCGAGUCGAUAGACGGUUAUCCUGUAGAAACAAUCGAUAAUGGAACGAUAAAAAAUGGGCGUGAAUUUUCCGAUUGUAAAAGAAGGAAGAUUUGUAGACCGCUUAGGUCCCAUCUAGCAUCCGGUGUUUGGAACUUAAGCCGAGAGCAAGGCAAUAAGUUAUUAGCGAGCCGGUUUCGGGGCGAUUGCUUAUACAUUUGCGAUUGGCCGGGAUGCGUUCACACAGAGGAGAAGAGAAAUUACAUGCUUUUCAGAGGGAUUUUCAAGAAUUUUAAGAAAUCUCGGGUGUGGAGGACGAUAAAUGAUGGGAACAGACGCAAGAUUGAUCUGAAUUGCGCGUUUUGCUCUUGCAAAAAGACUUGGGAUUUGCAUUCUGCAUUCUGUUUGAGGCGGGUUUUCGGGUACCAUGAUGAUGGAGAGCCUGUUGUUCGAGCUUAUGUUUGUGAGAAUGGACAUGUUUCUGGUGCUUGGACUGAUCUGCCUUUGUACACUUAGAAAGAGUGUAUCACAUCAAAAUUACUAGGUCUAGCAGGUACACGCACACUGAGAUCUGAGUUUUCAAAUGCCUUAUAGCAAGCUAAUCUUGUAUAAACUCUUGGUAAAUUAUCUCCGGAUAUCAUAUACGACUUUUCCUG
Molecule: messenger RNA, 2061 nt
Organism: Durio zibethinus
Lineage: Eukaryota; Viridiplantae; Streptophyta; Magnoliopsida; Malvales; Malvaceae
Gene: EID1
Product: F-box family protein
Molecular function (GO): protein binding
Source: RefSeq, a predicted model, not a curated record